Messenger RNA from Oncorhynchus kisutch (coho salmon), 6708 nucleotides. RefSeq names its product biorientation of chromosomes in cell division 1-like 1 (gene bod1l1). The coding region runs from base 130 to 5778 and encodes 1882 amino acids. The transcript has 29 exons. The record is from RefSeq and is a predicted model, not a curated record. NCBI's taxonomy places the organism in Eukaryota, Metazoa, Chordata, Actinopteri, Salmoniformes, Salmonidae.
UCAACUUCCGAGUCAAAUGCGUUAGUUCUAAAUCAAAAUACGGAGAAUCUAAGGAGUUAGCAAGCGACUUUGUGGUGUUUUAAUGACAUUUAUUAUUUUGUAUUUUAAAUCCAGAAGCGUAAAUAACAGAUGGCAGGUUUACCCCCCGGAGACCCGCAGUUGGUCUCUAUGAUCGUCAAUCAUUUGAAAACGCAAGGUCUUUUCGAUCAGUUUAGAAGGGACUGCUUGGCAGACGUGGAUACAAAGCCUGCAUACCUGAAUUUAAGACAACGAGUGGACAACUUUGUGUCCAAUCACCUCUCUAACCACACAUGGAGUCCUCACUUGAACAAGAAUCAGUUGAGAAACAACAUCCGACAGUUGGUGCUGCAGUCUGGGAUGCUGGAGCAGGGAGUAGACAGGAUAGUUGCUCAGGUGGUGGAUCCCAAAAUCCAUCACACCUUCAGGCCCCAGGUGGAGAGGGUGGUCCGUGAAUUCAUGUCCCCUGGCAGCUACGUGGAUGAACCCCCACUCCCGCCUGCUCCUGUAGAGGAGAAACAAGACUUUGACCUGCCAGUGCAAGCUCCUUCAUCUGCCCCUGCUACUUCAAUGGCCAGAGAUGCCAUGUCUAUCCUGGAUACCAUCACCACUCUGAACCAGGAGGCCAGCUCCCGGGCCAGCUCCAGUGGAGAGAAGGGCCUGAAGGGGGGCUCUGAGAGGGACCAAGACCCAGAGGAGUCGAUGCAGGAGUCUGAAGGAGGAGAGCAGGACAUGAGUCUGGUGGAGGAGGGAGAAGAGGACCAGGACAGGAAGACGCCAGAGAAAGAAGAGGAAGCGAAGCUUGUGUCAGAGGCCCAGGCUAUGGAGGUCAAAACAGAGGACGUACAGGAGCAGGUGGACUCUGAGAGAGAGGGGAUGAAGGGUGAGGGGGAAGAGGUUGGGACUCAAGAGGAGGCAGAAGAGAGAAAGGAGGGGAAGACCAUAGGAAAGCUAAAAGAUGAGGUACUGAACAAGGAUGUUGAUCCACUUCAGUCCCCCAAUGAGAAACACCAUAUUAAUCAGAAGGCCAGAGAGAGGUUAAAAGAAGAAUAUUCUCUGGAAGACUCCGACCUUGAUGGCCUCAGUGACAUCACUGUGAGCUCUGUCCACACCAGCGACCUGUCAUCCUUUGAGGAGGACAGCGAUGAUGAGCAACCACCGUCAGAUUCUACAGAGGACGGCGAGGUCUCAUCUGAAGAUGAAAAGUCUGAGAAAAAGAAGACCAAUAGAGAGGAAGACAAUGAGGAGAGCCCAGAGCGCAAGCCUCGUCGACAGGCCUACGUCCACAAGCCCUUCCUCUAUUCCCGUUACUAUAGCGACUCUGACGAUGAGGUUACUGUGGAGCAGCGUCGGCGGUCAGCGGCCAAGGACAAGGAAGAGAGGCUUUUCAAGAGACAGCAGAACAGGGAACGCAUGGAGGAGAAGCGUAGACAGAAGUCAGCUCAACUAGAAGACCAGGAGAGCAGGCAGCAGACCUCUUCCCCCAGCCUGGAAGCUCAGGAUCCCAGGGCCAAAGAGGCUCUCAAGGAAAAGAAGGUUCUUGAGAAGAAGAUGGCCCUCAGUAGGAAGAGGAAAUGGGACUCACGGAAAGAGGCAGAUGUUACAGGCAAGAGAAAGGGAGAUGCAGCAGGAGAGUUCAACAAAAAGGAAGAAGCAAAGGGUAUUUCCUCAAAGAGCUUACAGCACAAGUCAAUCAGAAAAGUCUCUGAGUCUGCAGCAUCAGAAGAGAGGCACAGGAGGAAGAGUGUCAGCACUUCUGAGGAAUCUGGAGAACCUAGAAAGCUGUCAGACAAAAGCCGUACACAUUCCUUUAUCCUGGACUUGGAGCAGGGAUCUGAGUCACCACUCAAACAGCGAGCUGCUGGAAAGUUUGACCGGCUUUCCCGCAAAGAGUUAAACCCUAAAGAGCGCAAGGAGAAAGAGUGUAGCCUGUCGGACGAGCGCUCCAAGCUUAAGCAAAAGUUGGAGAAGAGAGUAGUAAGUGAAUCCCACACAGAUGAACCUGAGCAGAAUGAAGGGGCCCACAUUGAAGUAUCCUCUGAUGACAAAGGGGAGAGGAAGUCCAAGGUGAAAGGUGACAAGAAAGUGUCAGUGAAUGCCAGGGAAGGUAGGGCAUCUGUGUCAGAAGGAGGUGUCUCUGACGAGGGGGCUAGCAAGGAAGCCACAACCAAGAAGGGGAAGGCUCCAUCAGUUGAAGCUGCCAAAGUUGAGAAGGACAGAGAGAAGGAAAAGAACAGGGAAAAUGAGAAGGAAAGGGAGAGAACCAAAGCAGAGAAGAUUCCAUUAAAAACUGACCCUAGGCAGUUACUCUGUCCGGAUUCCACCGGCUCUUCUGAGGAAAGGUCUGAUAUGGAGCCUGGAUCAGAAAGCAUCAAGAAAAAGGACAAACACCCUAAAGAAGUCCUCAAGAGGUCAAAGAGCCACACAGAGGACAAAUAUGUAGAAAAACUCAAGUCGAAGCCAGACAUUGAGAAGGAGAAACCCAGAACAGAACAUGUUACUCAGGAAAUCCAGAAACCAAGUAAGUCCAGCUCUGAAACUGACAAAGACUCCAGAAAGUCGAGGGAGACAGAGCCUGGAAUGAAGGUAAAGAUCAUGGAAAAGUCCAGAUCCAAGUCAAGGGAGGAUAAGAAAGCUCAAGGUUUGGAGGUCAAAAACAAAGGUAGCACAUCAGGCAGUAGACCUGACGCAUCAAAGGAAAGAAAAAGAGAGGGAAGCAUGAAGGAGCAAAGGAAAGACACUCAGGAAAACCCACCAGAGAAAAUGGAAGGCAGGAGUGGGAAGAAAAUGCUUGAUAAAAAGGCCCAAAACCCAGAGAAGAAAGAGACCCAGGAUGAGAGAAAAGGACGUAAAGCAGAUGAAAAGUCUGAUAAGUCCUCAAUCUCCUCACCUGCUAUUACGGAACCUCCUCUGAAGAAAGGCCCUCAAUCCAAAGACGCAAGCACAGACUGGGAUCCCACCGAUGCCACCAUUACCACCUCUGCCUCUGUUACCUAUGAUGCUUUGAGUGACGUCACCCCUGAACUGGAGGAGGAUGACAGUGAAAUGCCACUCGGUGAGGUGGAACCACGUCCUUUGACAACUGGGGCAGAUGCUCUUCUGACUUUGAUGGACAUCUGUACCUCAGCAGAUGCAAGACUAGGCCAAGGAAGUGACAUCACAGGGGCCAUGCAGCGAGAGGCCUGCCCAGAGCUCUCCUUCCAAGAAGCAGACAUAAAGAUGAAAGAGGCAGCUCUGACCCUGCUCUCCAUGGACCCUGAGAGUAUACUAUCUCCUACCUUAGUCACUCCAGCUACACAGGAAGUCACAGAGGCAACCAUACCUGCUCUGCAGCGGAAGGAAACUACUAAACCUGUUGCAAAAGAAGAUUCUGAGCAUGUUCUGGAAAUGGACGAAAGUGAUCUAACAGCUACUGCCUCAUCAGAGAAAAUGGAUGAACAGUCAAGGAGCCAAGUUGAUGUUCUGGCCACAGAUAUUCUCGACACAGGGGGGAAAGAUACGGUGGUGUCAACAUGGACAUUAGUUGAAGGGAUCUCUCAGGAAAAUAAAUCUACUGUUGACAGAGAUGAGGAAAAGCCAGGCCAUGCUGAUGUUGUUCCUGAGCAAGAGCCCGUAUUGGGACCAUCAGUCGACAAACAAUAUGGGACUCAGACUGAGAAGACAAAACUGCUGGCCAUGGAACAUGAGUGUCAGGUUAAGAUGGACAUUGAUAACAUUAAUAAAGACCAGACUGAAGCACAAGAGGAAAAUGGAGUCACUGAGUCUGGGAAGUGUGACACACCUGAAAAACCAAGGGAGACUCGACGUGGUCGGCCAUCAAAGCUGGUCAGACAAGCCAGCAAUGCAUCCAAGUCAGACGGACAAGAGGACGAGAAAGGAUCCGACCUGUCUGAAAUGGAGGACAAAAUGGAGGGAAGAGUAACCCGCAAAGGAAGGCUAUCUGGUCAGAAAGCUACCACAGCCAAAGACUCCGGUAUGGAGAAAAAUGAGAAGGACAGUCGAGAGCAGCAGUCCAAGCUGGCUGUGGAAGUGAGUAAAGACAAUGAGGGUGAUAAGGCCACAGAUUCCAGAACGCCACGCAGAGGACGCUCGUCUAAAACCUUUGCGGAUGAGGAGGAACUUAAAGAGCCUGAGAAAGUGGAGGAGACCCCGCCUCGCAGAGGCAGACGGUCAGGUGCCCAGGCCAAAGACUCCACCACAGGAAACCAGGAGAAAGAGGAGGAAGAGAAAACAGGAGAGACAUCAUCGGAAAAGCCAAAGGAGAAACAGGAGAUUCAUCCCCCUCUUCAAAAAGAAGAGGAGGAGGAGGAGAAGAGUGAGCAGAAGAGAGGCAGUAGACGGGGAAGACCAGCUAAACCUCCAAUCUCCAAGCAAAAGACAAAUGAAGAUGCAGAAAGCUCUCAUUCCAAGGAGCCCACUGAUACUCGCAAACCUGCAGUGAAGAGGAAGAGGUCUGAGGAAUCUGGGGAGGGGACCCAGCCUGAGGAGGAGGGGACCCAGCCUGAGGAGGAGGGGACCCAGCCUGAGGAGGAGGGGACCCAGCCUGAGGAGGAGGGGACCCAGCCUGAGGAGGAGGGGACCCAGCCUGAGGAGGAGGGGACCCAGCCUGAGGAGGAGGGGACCCAGCCUGAGGAGGAGGGGACCCAGCCUGAGGAGGAGGGGACCCAGCCUGAGGAGGAGGGGACCCAGCCUGAGGAGGAGGGGACCCAGCCUGAGGAGGAGGGGACCCAGCCUGAGGAGGAGGGGACCCAGCCUGAGGAGGAGGGGACCCAGCCUGAGGAGGAGGGGACCCAGCCUGAGGAGGAGGGGACCCAGCCUGAGGAGGAGGGGACCCAGCCUGAGGAGGAGGGGACCCAGCCUGAGGAGGAGGGGACCCAGCCUGAGGAGGAGGGGACCCAGCCUGAGGAGGAGGGGACCCAGCCUGAGGAGGAGGGGACCCAGCCUGAGGAGGAGGGGACCCAGGGGACCCAGCCUGAGGAGGAGGGGACCCAGGGGACCCAGCCUGAGGAGGGGGGGACCCAGGGGACCCAGCCUGAGGAGGGGGGGACCCAGGGGACCCAGCCUGAGGAGGGGGGGACCCAGGGGACCCAGCCUGAGGAGGGGGGGACCCAGGGGACCCAGCCUGAGGAGGGGGGGACCCAGGGGACCCAGCCUGAGGAGGGGGGGACCCAGGGGACCCAGCCUGAGGAGGAGGGGACCCAGGGGACCCAGCCUGAGGAGGGGGGGACCCAGGAAAGUGACCUGAAGGAACAAGAGGAGAAACAACAUGGAGAGGAUAGCGUGAGCCAGUCUGACGACCCGGAGAAGGGGACAGAAGAGGGCUCCAGUGAUAACAGAACAGAUGAGGGUGAGGAGGACAAAGACACGCCUCAGAAGAAACCUGCUCGUAGGGGAAGGCCCUCGAAGGGAACAACAUUGACGUCAGAGGAACCGGAAAAUACUGUAUCUGAGAAGACCGACAAAAAGAUAGACAAGAAAGAGAGCGAACAAAAAGAGGAUGAAGAGGAGGAAGAGACGCCCAAAUCCAGAACUGCGACUCGAGCUGCUGUUCGCCUUGAAGCUGAGAGGAACAAACCAAGGAAACCUUCCACCCGAGCUCGGGGUGAAGAGGAGAACCCAGCAAACACACGUGGGAUGAGAGGACAGGCCUCGGCGUCAGCUAAGGCAGGGGGGCGUAAACGUGAAGCCAGCCCCCCAGCAGUGCGCACCAGAGGUGGACAAAAAUCUGAGGAGCCCCCUUCCAAAAAGACCAAGCGAUGAACAAAUACCUGCUUUCCCCAAGCCCAGGUAUUAGAAUAUUCACAGCGCUGUUGACAUAUGAGUUUUUUGAGUUUUAAAUGCUUCUUUGUUUUUAGAAACACUUCACAUAAUACAUACUGGUAUUAAUUUUAACAGAUCUGAACCUCUCCCCUCUAUUCAAGCCUGUGGAUGUGUUGGAUAGGAACAUUUGGGGAUGGCAUGACAGUAUGGUCUAGCAGUGGUGGUUCUCCAAAUAGUCACCUGACCUGGAUUUAGCUCAUGGUGCUUUCCAUUUCUAUACAGUAUUAUAGACCCUUCACCACAGGCCCCUAUGUUUUAGAUUGCACUGGUCAUUUAAAGAUGUUAGCUAAUAAUAUCUCAUGAAACGGAGCAUUAGAGACCAAUCAAAGGUCUUAUGUGGAGAGCCUCUUGACUUUAAUCCUAGGACAAAACAGUGGAAAUUCUUUGUCACUGACAAAUCGACUUCUGUCUGUGUUGGUCACUCCAAGGAUUUGCCGUCGUGCAGGCGUAUGUCCUUUGGUUCCUGCAUCACGUUCAAGGGUUUUAUAUUUCUUCGACCUAUAGAUACAUUUAGAUAUCAUUCAUAUAGAGUUGUAUAGAAGUUAUUAACCUGGGUAUAGUCUCACAAGUACUUUUACAAUUUGUGUUAUGUUUUUGCUCAUUGUUUCCGUACCCAGAAGCCUCUUCCUGUUACUGGACUUGAACAUGGAAGUAUCCAUUCUAUGAAUGUAAAGGAGGUGUUUGUCUUCUCCCUGUGUUUUUUUUUCUUCUGUUAUUUUGUUUUUUACUACACAGAUUUGUCUGUGCCCCUAACUACUUUCCCCAUUAAGUGAUUUCUAUUUUUGGUUAUUUUUGUAAUGUGUGCUCACAGAGCUUAUGCCCUGUUGUCAGUAUUGGAAGAGAUUAAAUCCCUUUCAAAUGGUGAACAAA